CUUUGAACCUACGAUAAAUUACUAUAGCAUAUGAAUCAGUAUCGAAUUGCAAAAAAAAAGUCGUUGUAUUUAAUAAAACAACAAUGUGCGAGUCAUGUCAAAAUUCCAAAGUUUAGAAAUCUUUCAGGGACUCACAAAGUAGUUUUAGAAAUUCUGACAAAAACUUUCGCUUCCCCAAUAUAGUGAGAUGAAGCCAAUCGUUUCUAUCAUCUUCAAGUGACCAAUGAGAUUUUCUAGGAUUCACAUGAGUCAAAACUUUUAAAACUACUUUGAGAAUGUCCGAGUAUAAUUGGUCAACUUUGAAAUUUAAGCAGUACUGCGUCUGAUUAAUAUUUAGCAAGAAAAAGAAAUUAGUAGUAAUGAGUUGUGAAAGUUAUUGUGAAACACGAUCUGAAAGAAGUGUUGAAGUGUGUUUAGGGUAGAAAUUUUGCACCCACUUCCCUUCCGACAGAUCGUGAUAGAGAAACUGUAUUUCUAAAGCAUCAGAUAAACAGAUAGCUACAAAUUUAUCACAAAGAAAUGAAACAAAAGGAUUUCCAUUUUAUUAGUAACAAUAGAUCCAUCAUGUUUCACAUUUGUAAUCUCCUAAUGGAUUGCGCUAACAGCUGUUUUUUAGAGAGUCUUUAAAAAAGGUCUCCUAUUAAAUAUUGAUGUCAUCUGUUAUUGUUGAAGUAUCAUAGCUUUAUGUUUUGGUUUUAGUGAAUCAAGUUUUAAUACUAUUGAUCAUGUUUAAUGUGUUUUUAGUUACUGUAGAACUAUUGUUACCACGGGUAACACAAUAGAUACCGAAGCGAAACAAGAAAAAAUUAUUCUUGAUUGUCCACAAAAAGGAACAGCAAGUGAGUUUUAUUGGGCUUGUCGAAAUGGAGAUAUUGAACGAGUCAAACAACUGUUAUUAACAAUAUCAUAUAAUGAUUUGAAUCGACUGGAAGCAAAUGGAAGUACACCAUUACAUGCAGCAACACAUUUUGGUCAGAUAGAAAUUGUUCGUCUACUUCUACAACAUCAUGGUGUUCAACGACAUCGACGAAAACUAUAUAGUCAUACAGCAUAUGAAGAAGCUAAAACAGAUGAAAUGCGAGAAAUAUUUUAUCGACCAUCGAAUGUAAAUCGAUUUUGUGAUAAUGAAUGUGUUCAAAAGACAUUUCAAAUUAUUCCACCACAGGAUCAAAAGUUACAAAAAGAAUUAAACGAUAAAGAUGAUUUCAUUGAUUCUCAAUGGCUAACUGGUAUUCGUAACGAAGAUGAAUUACUUAUGUUGAAAAAGUGCUUCUAUAACGGUAGUGGACGAGCAAUUUUUCUGUCAAGUCCAUUUAGAUGCGGAGCAGUAUGGUUGAUCUUUGCUUGUGUGUUACCUUAUUUGAUGCUUGCAGUUGCUGCUGCCAUAGCACUUCCAAUGCUUCUCAUCAAGCCAACGAUCGAAACUACACAAGAUACAGCAUCUACAACUUCGGGUGCAGUUACGGCUUCAGUCACGGCCUCAAGUACGACCUCAACUACAACUACAACUAUAUCGAGCAAUCCAUGUUUUGCUGGAACCUAUUGGAAUGUUACCGGUGUUACAUAUGCAGGGAAUGGAACGAGCGGUGCUGCUUUAAAUCAAUUAUCUUCGCCAACUGGCAUAUUCGUAACGCCAAAUGACACUAUGUAUAUAAGUGAUAGUGGCAACUGGCGUAUAGUAGCCUAUUUACCUAAUGCCACUAGCGGUUCUAUUGUAGCUGGCACAGGAGUAGGCGGAAGUGCCCUGACUCAAUUAGCUAUUAAUGGAAUACGCUAUACUUAUGUUGAUGCAAAUCAAGAUAUUUAUAUAAGUGAUUCAUACAAUGCUCGUGUUGUGCGUUGGGCAAGUGGUGGUUCUACUGGCGUAAAUAUAGCUGGUAAUAAUACUGGUGGAAGUUCACUAAAUCAAUUAAAUUAUCCAUACGGUAUAUGGGUAGAUUCAAGUUUAAAUGUAUUUGUGUCAGAAUAUCAAAAUCAUCGUGUCACAAAAUGGGCAUUGGGUGCAUCAGCAGGUGUUGUUGUUGCUGGGAUUUCAGGUUCCUCAGGCUCAACAACAAAUUUAUUGUCAGGACCCACUGGUCUCUAUUAUGACGAAGCUAAUCAAAACUUAUAUAUUAGCAAUUCGAAUACCGGUGCUACUGUGAUGAAAUGGCAAGUAGGCGCUUCAAAUGGUACGAUCAUGGCUGGUCUUGCUGGAAGUCCCGGAUCAAGUUCAAGUCAAUUAAAUACUCCAACAGGAAUAAUAUUAGAUCAAUGGAAAAACAUAUAUGUGAAUGAUCGGUCUAAUUCUCGAAUUCAACUUUUUUGCAACGGUAAUUCGACAGGCAUCACCAUUGCUGGGAGUGGAACUGGUGGAAGUAGUUUAUCUACUCCAUAUGAUGUCAAAUUAGAUUCACAACACAAUUUAUAUGUUGUUGAAAAUGCUGCUCAUCGUGUUACGAAAUUUUUUAAACUAUAA
Molecule: messenger RNA, 2458 nt
Organism: Rotaria sp. Silwood1
Lineage: Eukaryota; Metazoa; Rotifera; Eurotatoria; Philodinida; Philodinidae
Source: the annotation of a GenBank genome assembly